This is a messenger RNA of Perognathus longimembris pacificus (Pacific pocket mouse), 948 nucleotides long. RefSeq names its product olfactory receptor 4S2-like. Gene Ontology annotation, cellular component: membrane. The transcript has a single exon. NCBI's taxonomy places the organism in Eukaryota, Metazoa, Chordata, Mammalia, Rodentia, Heteromyidae. Gene Ontology annotation, biological process: G protein-coupled receptor signaling pathway. The record is from RefSeq and is a predicted model, not a curated record. Gene Ontology annotation, molecular function: G protein-coupled receptor activity; olfactory receptor activity.
AUGACCUCAUAGACUCACUCCAUGGAAAAAGCAAACAAUGUAACAGAAUUCAUUUUCUGGGGCCUUUCCCAGAACCCCCAGGUCGAAGCAGUAUGUUUUGUGGUGUUUUCCUUUUUCUACACAGUUAUUCUUCUGGGAAACUCUCUCAUCAUGUUGACGGUUUGUCUGGGUAACUUAUUUAGGUCUCCCAUGUAUUUCUUCCUCUAUUUCUUGUCAUUUGUGGACAUUUGUUAUUCAUCCGUCACAGCACCCAAAAUGAUUGUUGAUCUGUUAGUGAAAACUAAAACCAUUUCCUAUGUGGGGUGCAUAAUGCAAGUCUUUGGAGUCCAUUUCUUUGGUUGUACUGAGAUCUUCAUUCUUACUGUCAUGGCCUAUGACCGCUAUGUAGCCAUCUGUAAACCUCUACAUUAUAUGACCAUUAUGGACCGGCAGAAAUGCAAUAAAAUGUUGCUGGGCACCUGGGUGGGUGGGUUUUUGCACUCCAUUAUCCAGGUGGUUCUGGUUGUCCAGCUCCCAUUCUGUGGACCUAAUGUGAUCGAUCACUACUUUUGCGAUGUCCACCCUGUGUUGAAACUUGCCUGCACAGACACCUAUGUGGUGGGUGCUGUAGUGACAGCCAACAGUGGUACCAUUGCACUGGGCAGUUUUGUCAUCUUGCUGAUCUCCUAUACAAUCAUUCUGGUGUCCCUCAGGAAGCAGUCAGCAGAAGGCAGGCGUAAAGCUCUCUCUACCUGUGGCUCCCAUAUUGCAGUGGUCAUCAUCUUUUUUGGCCCCUGUACAUUUAUGUACAUGAGGCCCGACACUACCUUCUCAGAGGACAAGAUGGUGGCUGUAUUUUACACCAUCAUCACUCCUAUGUUAAACCCUCUGAUUUACACUCUGAGAAAUGCAGAAGUAAAGAAUGCAAUGAGGAAAUUGUGGAGGAGGAAGGUUUUUCUGGGAGGCUAA